This is a messenger RNA of Mercenaria mercenaria, 864 nucleotides long. RefSeq names its product phenylalanine--tRNA ligase, mitochondrial-like. Gene Ontology annotation, cellular component: mitochondrion; cytoplasm. The record is from RefSeq and is a predicted model, not a curated record. Gene Ontology annotation, biological process: phenylalanyl-tRNA aminoacylation. The annotation marks the transcript as partial. NCBI's taxonomy places the organism in Eukaryota, Metazoa, Mollusca, Bivalvia, Venerida, Veneridae. Gene Ontology annotation, molecular function: ATP binding; phenylalanine-tRNA ligase activity; tRNA binding. The transcript is spliced from 3 exons.
GUUGUUUUCAACAUCCUACAGUCAUUGGAUUGCAGCCAGGUGUUUUUGCAAUGAACCUGCUACAAAGGAUGUGACUUAUGUCUUGGGUAAACGUUAUCCAGUUGACAGUUGGACCAAUGUAUCUCCAUCAAUCAUUGGAAAGUUGGGAACCAACCUUCACACCCAGAAACAUCAUCCUUUAGGGCUUCUUAAACUCCAGAUACAGAACUUCUUUUACAAAACUUAUGUGAAAAGAAGUGGCAAUCCGAUUUUCUCUGUUUAUGAUAACAUUAGUCCAGUUGUAACUCUUGAACAAAACUAUGACCAUCUAUUGGUACCAAAAGACCAUCCCAGUCGUAAGUGGUCAGACAGCUACUACAUAAAUUGUUGCUACAUGUUGAGAGCACACACAACAGCUCAUCAACACGAUCUCAUUUCAAGUGGACUAGAUAGUUUUCUGAUUGUGGGUGAUGUAUAUAGGAGGGAUACGAUAGAUUCAACACAUUAUCCUGCUUUCCACCAGUUAGAUGGAGUUAGGCUUUUCUCCAAACAUGAGUUGUUCUCAAAUGUAGAUGAGAUUGACUCUCUGCAUCUGUUUGAAAAUGGGUUGAAGACAGAUUUGAAGCAGGGAGAACAUACAUUAGAGGCAGCACUUGUUGUAAGCAACCAGUUGAAAUCUACGCUACAAAAUCUUGCUAAAUCACUGUUUGGGAAAGAUAUUGAGUAUCGUUGGGUAGAGGAGUAUUUUCCAUUCACACAUCCUUCCUGGGAGCUUGAAAUUAUGUAUAAAGGCAAGUGGAUGGAAGUUUUAGGAUGUGGGGUCAUACGCCAAGAGAUUUUACAGAAAGGUAACCAAUCUGUCUUAUGGUUUCAUUGCACAGAAAU